AGCAAUUGCAUUCUAUACAGGCUUUAAGCGUGCAGUAGUAUUUAAAGCACAUUCCUGCUGCUUGAAAGGAAAACAUAGAAUGGUUGACUUGUGGAAAGUCGGGGUGUUGCUUGUUUUCGCAAUAGCGUCCGCAGAAGCUUUACGUUUUCCCUCAAGCGUUAAGAUUGCGUACCAAGGGGGCGAUUGCCAACCGGUCCAAAGCUUACAAAGCGGGCGAAACUACGGAUACAGUUACGAUGGGUAUAUACAGCACACGGACACAAAUCAAAACACAACUGGAUUCAGAUUAAGAUGUGUUAGUGUCAUUCUUAACGUCCUCGCACCAUGUUCCGCACGCAUGCAGCUGUCUGGCUGCUUGCUACACGAAGGUGUGUCUUCAAAGGACAUUGUGUUAAAUACAGAAGACUUGUCACCACGCUCAAGGAAAUUGGCUUAUGCAUUACAAAGGUUUCCCGUGUAUUUCCACUUCAACGCUGGAGAGGUCCUUAAAAUUUUCCUUCAUAAAAACGAACCUGCAGAUGUAGCCAACAUUAAAAAAGGAAUUUUAUCCACAUUGUCUUUGAAGUAUAAGAAUAAUGGAAUCAAAUAUCCACUACGGCAAGUUGUUGAUAUACCAACCACCAAUAUAUUUGGGUAUGGCAACACCAAACUUGUUGUUAACACAAAGACACGGAUAGCAAUAGCUAGAAAUGUUACCACUACCAAAACAGCAAGGGAUCAUCAAAUGCCGCAGAUACAAAACGGCAAGUCAACACUUAGAAUAACAGGAGCGAGCGAUUCAUCUUUGUUUACCUUGUUGCAAAACCAGUUAGAAGAACACUUCGGGGCAUCUGAUGCAACUCAAACUUGUAACUACCAACUAUACAGAGGAAGAAGAAUCGUUAGAACUUCGUGUUUUGAAACUCAUGAGGUUCCUAUGUUAAAGAAGUUUGGACUUCAGAACCACAUGUCAACUACAGUGAAACAAGAUCUUGUGUUAUACAGAGUAUACAGAUCACGAUCAGUGGACAAGUUAACACCAAGUAUUGUAGCGCAGUUUGAGCGCGACUACAAAGGUGAUGACCUUACCUACAGCCCACAGUGGACAGAGAGCAUUAUGACAUCACAAUCCACAUUUGAUCCAGUAGCCACACUCAAUGAGAUAUUUAAUGCAAUGGAUGUAGACGUUACAAUGCAAUAUACAAAGAUGCAGCUUUGGAUGGCUAACCAGAAUGCACAAACAAUAAUGGGAGUAUGGAACACAUUAUCACCAACAUAUCCAUCAUUCAAACAACCUCAAUUACUGAAACUAUGGAUUCUGCUGCUCAAUGAUUGCAUGGAUUCAAAAUGGUGCAAAAAUGUUGAAGAUUGCAGUCGACACCUUGGUUGCCAAACUGCAUUUACUUCUAUGCUACCAACUACAGCUUCAACCAUCUACCCACCCGAACAUAAGUUACAAUUGCUAAAUAUUCUUGCAAGUGUAAAACACCCAACAGAAGGGACAGUACAACGUGUGUUGUAUUAUGCAACUGAAAUUCUGGAUUCUUCGACUGUACUUGCACUGGGAAAGCUUGUGAACAAUCACAUUACUUCACCAUCUAUAUUGACAUCACCUGAGCUAGUGGAUGAAUGUCGAGAGUUCUUGCAUAACAUUGUAACCAACAAAUGUGCACUGUCCUCUCUAGACGAUGAAUCAGAAAAGAUUGCAAUUUAUGCCAUCAAAUCUCUUUCCCCUCUUAUGCAAGACUUACCGGAAGCAAUGACAGACUUAUCAGAUUGCGCUUCCAAUGCACCACCAUCUAUUGCACUGGCUGCGAUACAAGCAAUGAAUAACGAACAUGUUAUGACAUCUCCACCGGUGAGAAGACAGCUUAGACAAAUGUUUGAAAACAGCAAUAAACCCAUUGAGCUACGAAUGGCAGCCUUGCUUGUUUUAAUUAUGAAUGCGCCCACCAACCCUGAACUGUUAAGUGUAUUUGAAGUUGCUUCAGACAUCAACCAACCAAGAGGUUUGAGGGAAUUAGUUGCAAAAUUUCUUAAAUCACAAGUUUUUAUGUCUGGUUCUCAGCACAGCUCAAUUUCAAAUGACACCGCAGAAAGAAUCAUUGAAUGGGCGAAUGAAAAUGGUGGCCAACCAUUCACCAAAGCAACAAUUUUCAAGCAUACUGGAACACAAGAAGUCGUGAUUCCAAUAAUAAAUAAGAAACUAAACUGCACGAGUGAUUUAAAAAUUUAUUCCAAAGAUAUUCUCCCUGUUUUUGCAGAAAUAAAAGUCCACACUGAGAUAAACCAGAAGAAAAUUUCCCUUAUUGAGGCAAGUAUUGACACAGGACGGCUGCUGUCAAUAAUCUCACCUUUGCUUGGCCAUGGGGGUGUGAUGCCCCUUGAUACAUUGCAUGAGUUAUUGAACAUUCCUUUGUUUAAGUGGCUGGAGCCUGUGUUGGUCAAACCUAAACCUUUGUCUCAAACCCAGCAGACCAACAUGGAUAAGAUAACAGAGCAGUAUCGUAUUGCAAGGACACUUCUUCAAACACAAAAAACGCCAAUGAUGAAAUAAAGGUUCUGGGAGUUGACACUGACUUGUCAUCAUUAGCUGAGGUUCCACAAGUGGAGAAACUUAGCAUUAAACAACUUUU
Ciona intestinalis (vase tunicate) is the source of this 2615-nucleotide messenger RNA. The record is from RefSeq and is a predicted model, not a curated record. Lineage: Eukaryota; Metazoa; Chordata; Ascidiacea; Phlebobranchia; Cionidae.